This is a messenger RNA of Trichosporon asahii var. asahii CBS 2479, 2337 nucleotides long. Its product is annotated as GTP-binding protein. Gene Ontology annotation, molecular function: GTPase activity; GTP binding. Gene Ontology annotation, cellular component: cytosol. The transcript has 4 exons. The record is from RefSeq and is a predicted model, not a curated record. Bases 1 to 2337 code for a protein of 778 amino acids. Lineage: Eukaryota; Fungi; Basidiomycota; Tremellomycetes; Trichosporonales; Trichosporonaceae. Gene Ontology annotation, biological process: ribosomal subunit export from nucleus.
AUGGGGACGGCGCGGGGAGCGACGCGGAGGCCAGAGGCGAGGCGGAGGUUGCGGCUCAUGGUGGUUGGUGAGGAAGUCCGCCGCCGCUCGAGAAAGAAGUCUUCAUACUACAACAUUGUCCUAACGAACAUAGCAAAAUGGACGUACGAAAGUAACAAAAUCGGGCCUCGGAAAGGCCCUCAUCAACCGCAAGAUCAAGGAGGCGGUGGCUCCGAAGGAGUCCCAGCUGGUGAGACACUGCGCUCGAGCGUCUCUGACGAACAGUACACCCUCGACGAGAGUAACCCGCUCGCUUCCGUCACGCACGAGCGUGACCUCGACGAGUUCCUGGCGAACGCUGCGCUCGCUGACGCCGACUUCACGACUGAGCGAUCAAAGAUCCGCAUCAUUGCUGGACCGGGUGCCAAGCCGGAGGCCAACCCGUUCCUCCUGUCCGAGGCCGAGGAGAAGAAGGUGGCACGCAAGCAGUUCGACUUCCGAGAUGGUCUCAAGAUCCCCCGCCGACCGGCAUGGACGACGGACAUGACCCGCCUACAGCUCGAGAAGCAGGAGCGCGAGAGCUUCCUCGACUGGCGCCGCGAGCUCGCGCACCUCGCCGAGGACAGCAGUCUGCUGCUGACGCCGUUCGAGCGCAACAUCCAGCUCUGGCGCCAGCUGUGGCGUGUCAUCGAGCGCUCGCACCUCGUCGUCCAGAUCGUCGACGCCCGAAACCCCCUUGGAUUCCGCAGCGCGGACCUCGAGGACUACGUGAAGGAGGUUGGAAGCGAGGAUGGCGACGAGGCAGUUCCCGGCAAGGGCAAGCGAAGGUCGCUCCUACUCAUCAACAAGGCCGACCUGCUCACUUACGACCAGCGUCUCGCUUGGGCUGAGUACUUCGAGGCUGAGGGUAUCGAGUACGCCUUCUUCUCUGCGGCCAACGCCGCUGCCGCCCUCGAGCAGCAGGAGAAGCAGAGGAAGCGCGCUCUCGGCAUCUACGAGUCAGACGAGGAGGGCUCCGACGAUGACGAUGAGGAGGUCGCCGAUAGCGACGAGGAAGAGGGCUCUGAGGAGGAGAGCGAGGAGGACGCUGAGGCUGAGGAGGAGGAUGUUGAGGAGGAGGACGCUGAGGGGGAGGAGCCCGAGCAGCCGACUGCUCUCGACAAGGGCAAGCAGAAGGCGACGGUCGAGGACGUCGACGAGGCGGCCGAAGCUUUGGAGCAGGCUCAGCUGGAGGAGAAGCCGGAGGAGAUCGAGGAUAUCCGCACCCGUGUUCUGACUAUUGGCGAGCUCGAGGACCUGUUCAUCUCUUCCGCCCCUCCUCUCUCCGACUUUGCCACCUCCCGCGACCCGAACCCGUCCAAGCUCAUGAUCGGUCUUGUCGGCUAUCCCAACGUCGGAAAGUCGUCUACGAUCAACGCUCUCAUCGGUUCGAAGAAGGUGUCCGUCUCCGCUACGCCGGGUAAGACCAAGCACUUCCAGACGCUCGUUCUCUCUGACAAGAUCACCCUGUGCGACUGCCCCGGUCUCGUCUUCCCCCAGUUCGCCAACACGCAGGCCGACAUGAUCUGCGACGGUGUCCUCCCCAUCGACCAGAUGCGCGAGUACUCUGCCCCCGUCGACCUUGUGUGCCGCCGUAUCCCUCGCGAGAUUCUCGAGGGUACGUACGGCAUUCGCAUCGACGUGAAGGAGAUCGAGGACGGAGGUACGGGCAAGGUCGGCUGGGAGGACCUCCUCAGUGCCUACGCCAUUGCGCGCGGUAUGACGCGCUCCUCGUUCGGUAUGCCCGACACGUCUCGUGCGGCUCGUUACGUGCUCAAGGACUACGUGAACGCCAAGCUGUUGUACGGCCGCGCGCCGCCCGGCAUGGACGCGGACGCGUACAUGAGCACCUCCCGCCAGCGCACGCUGCAGGAGAUCGAGGACAGCUACGCUGCGGGCCGCAAGCGCGCGCCGGAGACGCACGUCUCGAAGAACUCGGACACGUACGUGGCCCCCGCCUCGUCGAAGGCGGCCAUCACCUCGAUGGAGCCGAUCGAGGAGGGUCCGGCGCCGACACACAACCAGAUCAGCAAGAACAGUGCCGUCGCCGCCGGCCGGAGUGGGCGCGUCAAGGCCGCCGCACUCGAGGACCACUUCUUCUCGGAGCCUGGCGCGCAGCCCCGUGUCGUCGUCAAGGGACGCUCGCAGGGCGCCGCCCCCGAGAUGGACUUCUCCCGCCCCACGCUCUACCCGCACCAGCGCCGGCUGGGACCGGACGGCAUGCCCAUCCUCGAGACGGGGGUCAAGGUCCGCAACAACGGCAAGAAGCACUUCAAGGAGAAGCGCGGCAAGCAGCGCUCCGGACGCGGAUACGACUAA